Messenger RNA from Xiphophorus hellerii (green swordtail), 2705 nucleotides. RefSeq names its product POU domain, class 3, transcription factor 4. The record is from RefSeq and is a predicted model, not a curated record. Gene Ontology annotation, cellular component: nucleus. Gene Ontology annotation, biological process: brain development; regulation of transcription by RNA polymerase II. Lineage: Eukaryota; Metazoa; Chordata; Actinopteri; Cyprinodontiformes; Poeciliidae. Gene Ontology annotation, molecular function: RNA polymerase II cis-regulatory region sequence-specific DNA binding; DNA-binding transcription factor activity, RNA polymerase II-specific. The coding region runs from base 312 to 1406 and encodes 364 amino acids. The transcript has a single exon.
UUUAAUUAAUAAACAGGAACCGCGCUCCACGCUCCCAUCACUCCGCAGCCAGACCCAGUCGACCGGUGCUGUGCGACACCACUUCCGGUCCGGCUGCCUCCGCGGUAACCCGAGCUCCUCUUCCAGAAGGCGGAGGCUCGGCAGAGUCUCGCGGCACGUCAUUGGCGGAGACGCGUCGGCCGUCGGCGCGUGAGUGGCGGCGGAAGCUGUCAGUCAGUGCCAGGCUGCAGACGGGGCUCCGGAGAGAGGGAGAUGUCAGAGGCUGAACCGCUGCCUCCAUUCAGUAGCAUUAGUGGGGUUCAGCAGCCAGCAUGGCCACAGCUGCCUCCAGCCCCUACACCCUGCUCAGCCCCAGCUCCAUGAUCCACGCGGACAGCCAGGCCAUGCAGCCCGCGAGCCCCUACAGAGGCCACCAGAAGCUGAUCCAGAGCGACUACCUGCAGAGCGUCCAGAGCAACGGGCACCCCCUCGGGCACCAAUGGGCGAGCAGCCUGUCGGAGGGCAGCCCCUGGUCCUCCAUGGAGCAGCAGGACGUGAAGCCCGGCAGAGAGGACCUGCAGCUCGGCAUCAUCCAUCACCGCUCCCCGCACGUCGCGCAUCACUCCCCGCACCACAACAACCACGGGAGCCACCCGGGAGUCUGGGGCACCCCGGUGUCCCACAACUCCUCCAUCACCAGCGGGCAGCAGAUCAACAUCUACUCCCAGACGGGCUUCACCGUCAACGGCAUGCUGGACCACGGCGGCCUCACGCCGCCGGCCAACACGCAGGGCCAAGGCAUACACCCGGGCCUCAGGGACACGCUCAGCCCCGAGCACAGCGACCUCGGCGGGCACCACUGCCACGACCACUCGGACGAGGAGACGCCGACCUCGGACGAGCUGGAGCUCUUUGCCAAGCAGUUCAAGCAGAGGAGAAUCAAGCUGGGCUUCACGCAGGCGGACGUGGGUCUGGCCCUGGGCACGCUCUACGGCAACGUGUUUUCCCAGACCACCAUCUGCAGGUUCGAGGCCCUGCAGCUGAGCUUUAAGAACAUGUGCAAACUAAAGCCACUGCUGAAUAAGUGGCUGGAGGAGGCGGACUCGUCCACGGGCAGUUCCAGCAGCAUAGACAAGAUCGCAGCUCAGGGGAGGAAGCGGAAGAAGAGGACGUCCAUCGAGGUGAGCGUGAAGGGGGUCCUGGAGACGCACUUCCUCAAGUGUCCCAAGCCGGCCGCGCAGGAGAUCACGUCGCUCGCGGACUCGCUGCAGCUGGAGAAGGAGGUGGUGCGCGUGUGGUUCUGCAACCGGAGGCAAAAGGAGAAGCGGAUGACGCCGCCCGGGGAGCCGCCGCCGCCGCCGCCGCACGAGGGACCCUAUUCGCACAGCGGGAGCGCGGGGGACACGUCCUCGUGCCACGAUCUCUGACCGCGCGAGGAGGAGGAGGACCCGCCCGGUUACGGACUCUGGAGCGAAGGGACGCGAGCGCGCUACAGGAUGGUGGACCGGCUUCCGGCUGCCAGCCUCCGCCGCCUGUCCCGGUACAGACUCCCGCCGCUGCCGCCAGCACUGAAUCCCAAUCGGAAGAACAGAGAAACCCGCUCGGCCUUCGUCCUUUUUUCUAACUGUCACGAGGGCAUUAUUACAUCACAUUUCAGAUCCUUUUUGGAGCUUCGCUUUGUUUCUUUUUUUCUUCUCCAUCACGGAUAUAAAUACAAAAUGUGCCUAAUUAUAUACCUGCCAGCGCCUUUGGUUUGUGUCACCAUUUCCCAUCAGCUCUAUAAUAAUUGCUAACAUGGGAACUGAUGUCUUAUUUUUGACUUGUCCCCCCCACCCCCCUCCUCCUCCACACACACACACACACACACACACACACACGCGCACACACGCGCACACACAUGCUGUUUCAUUUGGAUGAUCAGUGGCGUCAAACUAAAAAACAAAAAAAUAUAUAUAAUUUUUCAGUUAACGGAUUUUUUUGCUCUUUUUUCUGUUUUACAGCAAACCUGUAAUUAUGUUUUUUUUUUUUCCAUAUGCAAACAUUACAUCAGAUGUAAUGAUUCUGCAACACAAAAGCACUUGGAGGGUCAUUCUUUUCUUAAUUUUCGCCUCUCCCUCACAUUCUCAACUAUUUUUGAAUUCGUUGUUUUGUCUUGUUUUGUUUUAUUCUUUAUUCUGACCAUAGAAACUGUGUGUGGACUCUGAAGACAAACAGAGCCGGGGGAUAAUUCAGAAACAUGGGUGUGGGGUUUGUUUGGGGAGGGGGCUUAACGACGCUGUACACCUGCCUAUCAUUUUACUGUACGACCAGAAACCCCCCCCCCCCCAAAUUUUUUAUAAUCUCCAAUACUCCUGUUAUACUCGGUUCAGUAUUUUUCUCCGACAUUGUACAGUUUUAUAUAUAUAUAAAUAUAUAUAUAUAUCUACACUUUUUGAGUCAUUAAUUUAAGCAAAUUAUUGUUAGUUUAUUCAUGCACUUAAUUAGCAAUGUUUUUUGAAAGAAAUAAUUUAAAAAAAAAAAAAAGCAAAGAAAGAAGAAGAGGAAGAAGAAGAAAAACAAACAGAAAAUCACCCAGCCUAUUUUCAGUAAGAGGAAACAGUUUGGGCGCUUUUAUUCCAAAAUUUCGAUGACAUCUCGAGUAAUUAUUUAUUUUCAGUAUAAAGCUUGUAUUAUGUUUUGAAAUAAACAAUGUAUGUUGUAAUAAACAAUUUCCUGGUACAAUUGUU